AUAGAUAUAUCAUUCUAAAUAAAUUGUGUUUAAAAUGUAUAAAGCCUUCUAAAACGUCAGUAAUUUAUUACUGUUUCAGUGUCGUAGUGGCAACUCUGUUGUUUCGGGACAGUAUAAAUUUUUAUUUUUAAGUCUGAAGCAACUGCGCGAAAACUCUGCAUAUUCCAACUGAAUCGCGUAUAUUAAAAACAAAAACAGAAUUCACAAAAAAUCGCGCGUAUUUUAUGAAGCAUUGAAUAAAUGUUCCAAGUGAUUAUGUAAAUUAUUUAGAAUUUCCUACGCAACAAUAUAUCGAAGUUUGUGACUCAGAGAUUAGAAAAACAGACAGCUCUGUGUGUUCGGCUUUGCUUUGUUUGAAAUUCGACUUCAAUAAAAUACGGCAUGGAAAUGAGUGCUGCAAUGCUUGCCCGUGUUUCCUUCUACCCAACAUUGCUUUAUAAUGUUUUAAUGGAAAAGGCCACUUCGAGAAAUUGGUACGAUCGCAUUGACGAUAAUGUUAUACUGGGUGCCUUACCCUUCCGUUCUCAGGCAAAUGAAUUGAUCACCAAUGAAAAUAUGAAAGCUGUCGUAUCUAUGAAUGAAGACUACGAACUAUCUAUGUUCUCUAAUGAUUCACCUAAAUGGAAAUUGCUUGGAGUGGAAUUUCUUCAACUACCCACAACAGAUAUUUUUGAAUCACCGAAUCAAGAUAGACUUUACAGUGGAGUAGAAUUCAUAAACAAAUUUUUGCCUAUCGAUAAGCGUAUAAAAGGUUUAAGUACAUCCUCUGAACCAGAAAAUAUUGGGACUGUGUAUGUGCACUGCAAGGCGGGGCGCACGCGUAGCGCAACACUUGUUGGUUGUUAUUUAAUGAUGAAAAACGGUUGGACACCAGAACAAGCAGUAACCCACAUGCGUGCCCGCCGUCCGCAUAUUUUAUUACACACAAUGCAAUGGGAUGCCCUAAGAAUAUUCCACAAAAGAAACGUUGAAAAUACGUGACAUUGAUGCUUCCAAGCGUUAGGUUCAUAGAUCAAGCUUUUAUGGGCCUUAUUCAUUCGCAAAUCCUAUGAUUUACAUUUUAGCUCGUUUUUCUAACGUUGUCAAUUUCUAUAACAUAAUAAAAUAUAUUACACAAACUUCCAUAAGUAUUAAAUUUCGACAUAAAUGUAGCAGUGUGUAUAAACCUAUGCAUUGCAGAUCUUCAUCGAAGUCGUCUAAUGGGCCGACGAGAUGUGUUUUAAAAAGGCAAGCGAAGGGUUUAUGCUCGGUGGCCCACACAAAAGUAAAGGGGAUUAAGAUGGCAGCAAAUAUAGAAUUGUACCGAAAUGGCAAGCCAGCAUUAGAUGGAAGGGAAGUAUCUAACUUCGAAGGGAAUGAUCACCGGAUGGUAUUUAUGGAUGUAUUUGAUUUCUAGAAUUCUUACUGGAGCCGAUGCUGUUUAUAAAAAUGAUUAAUGUUUAUACAUGCAAAACACAAAUGACUAACUUAGAAUUGUCCAAUAUUAUAUUAUUUUAACAAAUAAUAUUACAUAGUAUUUAAAACUCAA
Molecule: messenger RNA, 1528 nt
Organism: Anastrepha ludens (Mexican fruit fly)
Lineage: Eukaryota; Metazoa; Arthropoda; Insecta; Diptera; Tephritidae
Gene: PTPMT1
Product: phosphatidylglycerophosphatase and protein-tyrosine phosphatase 1
Exons: 4
Coding region: 382-981 (199 amino acids)
Biological process (GO): protein dephosphorylation
Molecular function (GO): phosphatidylinositol-4,5-bisphosphate 5-phosphatase activity; phosphatidylglycerophosphatase activity; protein tyrosine/serine/threonine phosphatase activity
Source: RefSeq, a predicted model, not a curated record